CUCACUCCUAAAACUGCCGAUUCAAGAGAAGUUUGAUAUAAUUGAUACCAUCUUCCUCGAGAAUCAUAUCAAAAGACAAAUUCAUUCUCAUACAUAUCAGCUUACAUCCAAAACAAUCAAAUCAUUUUACGAAUUACUAGAAAACUCGCAAUCAUGCCUCGUCAAUUCUUCGUUGGAGGUAACUUCAAGAUGUGAGAGCUUUUGUUUACUUUCCUCUUUCCCCGCCAAGUAGAAAAGAUUUCAGCUAAUUUUUACUCUCGUUAGGAAUGGAUCUGUUGAAUCCAUCAAGAAGAUUGUUGGAUACUUGAACGAUGCAAAGUUGGACCCAAAUACCGGUAUGUAUCGACUCUUCGUUGAUGUUCUCUGUUGAGGAUGUAUGAAGGAUUUCCUGACCUACAUAUUCCUCUCCAAGCCCAUAGACUCCAGAUCAGAAUUAUGCUAACAUUUCUUCCAAAUAGAGGUUGUCAUUGCUCCACCUGCUCUUUACCUUCUCCUUACCCGCGAGCACUUGAGACCCGGACUUGAGGUCGCAGCCCAAAACGUUUUUGAUAAGCCAAAUGGAGCUUUCACUGGUGAAAUCUCCGUUGAGCAGCUCAAGGAUAGCAACAUUACCUGGACACUUCUCGGACACUCUGAGCGUCGUGUCGUUCUCCAAGAAGAUGAUUCAUUUGUAGCGUCCAAGACCAAGGCUGCCCUCGAUGGAGGUAUCGGUGUUAUUUUCUGCUGCGGAGAGUCCCUUGAGCAGAGAGAGUCUGGCAAGACAAUUGAGGUUGUUACUGCACAAUUGAAGGCCGUCAAGGAUAAGAUUCAAGACUGGUCAAAGAUCGUCAUUGCAUAUGAGCCAAUCUGGGCUAUCGGUACCGGAAAGGUCGCUUCCACGGAACAAGCACAGGAGGUACACGCCGCUAUUCGCUCCUGGUUGAAGAAGGAGGUUAGCGAGAAGGCCGCAGAAGAGACAAGAAUCAUCUACGGUGGCAGUGUCAGUGAGAAGAACUGCAAGGAUUUGAGCAAGCAAGCAGAUAUUGAUGGUUUCUUGGUUGGAGGUGCUUCAUUGAAGCCAGCUUUCGUUGAUAUUAUCAACAGCCACUUGUAAGUGGUUUCAGGAUUUCAUGAAUUACGACUUUUAGUUGGGCAUUGGGCCCUACCAGACAGCAAAAAAAGUUCCGGGACUAUCAACUAUAUUGAAGCCAAAUUGGAAUGCCGUACUUGUUGCGCGUAAAAAUUCUAAUCUAUCGAUAGAUCUUUGAAUAGCCAUGACCAAUGUAACAGCAAAAUUUGAAGCAUGGUAUGGACCAAUAUACCAAGCUGACAUGUAAUUUCUAUACUUCCCCGGACAAC
Messenger RNA from Sclerotinia trifoliorum, 1338 nucleotides. NCBI's taxonomy places the organism in Eukaryota, Fungi, Ascomycota, Leotiomycetes, Helotiales, Sclerotiniaceae. The record is from the annotation of a GenBank genome assembly.